GUAAUUUUUGCUGUGCCUGCCAGUGUUCAAACGUAGCCGAGAGAACGGAUUUUCAAAAUGUUUAAACUAAUGCGGCAACGUUGCGCACGAGAUGAGUUGAAAUAGAAAAACAAAUAAUUAAUUGAACAAUCAGCAGCAACAACAAAAAGCGCAACAGCAAUACUUAAAUUUUGGCAGCAACAUUAUUAGCUACAAAUCAUGUUAAUACGCUGGAAAAGCAAAGAUAAAAGCUCUAGCGCUAAUCAAAGCGCUGGCGGCGGCAGCGGCGGUGGCAGCAGCGCUUCAUCCAAAAAGAAACGCAAAGGACGCGAUGGCGCAGCAGCAGAUGAAGACUGGCAGAAUGAAAAUAAAUCCAAUCGCAUGCCCAACGCUGAGCAAAGCGAUGAACGCGCCAGACGCGCGCUGCGUCGUGAUGAUCCACGUCGGCAUACGCUUGGUGGCGAUAUUUUAGUCUACGGCGGACAACAUCCGCACUCACAUGCGCAUCAAAUGGCAUCGCAGCAGCAGCGUGCGCUGGACUUGGAGAUGAGCACACGCGCCAUGAAGAACAAAAAGAAUCAGCCCAUGCGUGGCUAUGCGCCUGUUAAUCAGGGACCGCUGUUCGAUGACGAUCCGGGCAUUAUGUCUGAGGUGGAAACAGCCAGCACUGGCUUUCGACGCGGCGGCAAGCAGCGUUCCUCGUUGCCUGUGGUACGCACGCCAUCGAAAACGCUGGAGCGUCCGCUGGGCUUGGUGUUCCUGCAGUAUCGCUCGGAAACGAAGCGCGCCUUGCUGCCCAAUGAAAUCACAUCGAUUGAUACAGUGCGUGCGCUAUUUGUGCGCUCGUUUCCACGUCAGCUAACCAUGUCCUAUUUGGAGGGACCCAAUGUCAAGAUCUAUAUACACGAUGCCAGCAAGGAUAUGUUCUAUGAGCUGGAGGAUGUGCGUUCGCAUUUGCGUGAAAUACGCGAUCGCUCGGUGCUGCGCCUAUUCGAGUCCACUGAGGUUGCGGCACCGCCGCAAAUACUGCCCGGCGGUCCGGGCAUACCGCAGCCGCUGCCGCAGACCACUGCCAACUGGGAUCAGGAUCAAAGCUACUUCAGCGAGCCCGAAUUCGAUUCGGACUUUAAGCAUCAGCACAUACACAAGUCGAAGAUUGGCAAACAAUCAGCGCCGUAUUAUGUGGGCUCAUCACAGACCUUGCCACGUGGCAUGUACGCCUCGGAUCGCAACAAGAUAACCAUAGAUGGUUACACCAGCUCCCCGGAGCGCGCCUCGCGUGGCAACUACGAGGAGCCCUACUACAGUCAAUACGGCACACGCAACGCUGUUGUUGCCCCCAUCAUAGACGAAGAACAAAGCGAUGGUGGCAUGGCCGAAGAUCAAUACGCACUGUAUGGCAUUAAAGUUGGACCCAAUCGCUUGACGCAUCGUGGCAAUCAAAUCUAUGACCCUACCAGACCCGAAGAUCUACAUCGCAUACGUGUUGAGCAUAUGGAGCGUCAGCUGGCGAACUUAACUGGGCUGGUGCAGAAGGCGCUGGUUAAUCAAAAUCCACAAAUUGCGCCGCUCGCAGUGCCCACAUUGGAUUCAAAUUAUCUUGUGGUGCCAACACAAAUGCAAUCCAAUGGCUCAGCUGAUGAGCUGUACGUGCGUGAGAAGGCACCAAAGCUGGGCAAGAACUCGUGUCAGAAAUCCGUAUCGUUUGAAAAGUCUGUUUCAUUCAGCGAUGACAUACAGGGCAUACCCAAGUCCCAUAUACCACUACAUGCCGCUGACACCAAACCCACAAAGCCAGCCAUCAAAUCCUCCACUCUGCCUCGCACUUCAUCACAAGAGCGCGAUCGUCUGAAGCCGCCGCCACCACCAAAGCCCAUUGUGCUGGCCCAAACAGCGCAUACAACUUAUCGAGCGGACAUUGCACUGGCGCCCGAGGUGUACAAUCAUUUGCGUGGCCUGCAGAAGAAGGCCAAGGACUUGCGCAUGGAGGUGCGCACCUUGAGACGCUUGUCCCAAGCUCAGUCCGUAGCUGUGCGCGAGGAUAUCAAAAGCACAUUCAUGCGCAUACGUGCAACUUUGUUGGCCAGCAGCGGCAGCUUCUGGGGCCAGAACGAUCAGGACACAACGCGCAUUUCACGCGAGGAGGAGCUGUACAAGCAAGAGGUUAUACGGCUGGAGAAGGAUCUGAGCGAUUUGGAGGGUGCUGUGGAGAAUUUGCGUGGCGAGGUGAUCAAUCGACGCACGCGUGUAAAUAUGACAGCAGUGGAGGACAUGGCGCUGGUGCUAAGCCGCGCAAGCAAAACUGUUGCGGAACUGAAGCUUAAGUUUCCGGGCUUAUCGAAUGGCUUGCGCUGCAUUUUGUCUGAUGAAAUGGAGAAAGUUGUGCGUGAAGAAAAGUUCCUAAAAGAAGAGCCCGAUCGUCUAGAGUCAGCAUUGCGACGUUGCAAAAAGUUAACAGGCACAUUGGUAACACUUAAACGCUUGGCCAGCGUGCAAGAGCAGCGCUUGCCACCCAAUGAGCCACAACUAAUGAGCGAAGAGGCUUUGCGUGCUGCAGAUAUUUCGGUGCCCGAUAAGCCAAUCCCAACACCCAGGAUGGGGUCGUUCACUAUCAGCGGGGGACUCGCACCCGAAAACGCACUCGAUGCUCUGCUAGAUGAGCUCAAGACCUUCUCCAAGCCAAUUGCUCAACAACAACAGCAACAACAACAACAACAGCAGCAGCAGCAACAACAAUUAUAUGAGGAUACCGCAUCCGAUGAGAGCGCACAGGCUGCUGUACAGAGCACAGUGACGACGCAAAUAUCUCAGGCCAGACUCUUGACGGAAACCAACAUCAAUAUGCAACAGGCAACGGCAAGCAGCAACAGCAGCAGCAACAAUUUGAUCAUGUCCGUGGCUAUGGGCACGCGGCCAACGCAGCAGCAAUCGCCACAACAACUGAUGGUCCACACCAAUAUGGGCAGCCUGCGUCGCCUACACUCCUAUCCCAGUGAGUCCGAGUCGGAGCUGCCACCGCCCACAGGGCCGCGUCCCGAUAGCCUAGCAAAUGGUUUGAACAACAACAGCAACAGCAACACAAAUGGCAACAGCAACAGCAGCAGCAGCAACAUUAAGCCACCAAUACCCGAGCGUAAUGCUGAUUUAUUAACCAAAGUGGGACAGAAGCGCAUACCGCCACCACCGCCGCCGCGCACAAGCUCACGCAGUCCACUGGCCAGUCCGACAAGCCCAAAUGUGCCACAGAGCAUCGCUGCAGCCGCCGCCGCCGCCGCCGCUCUAGAAGGCGGCAGCGAUGCCAACUCGCUGAUGUUUGCAGCCGAAACAUCCAGCGGUGACAACUCGAGCAGCAAUGAGUCCGGCAACGAUCAGGUGCAGCGACAAGUGGCGCUCGAGAUGCGUCACCAGGAGCUGCUGAAGAAGCAAAAGCUGCUGCAGGAGCAAUAUCAACGCUUGCAGCAAAUGAGCAAAUUGCCCUCAGUGGAUAUAGCGACAUAUCCCAAUCAGGAACAAGCGCCGGCAACAGCAACCGGAACAACGAGCAUACAACAAAAGAUAGCCGCAUUGAAUUUGGCAUGUGAGUCGUCUGGUGGUGGCGCCGCCAACGCCAUGACAACUGACGCUACUACGGCUACCAAUGGUGGCGGUGUGUUGGUCAGUGAUGCUACGGGCGGUGUGGUCGGCGGUGGUGGUGGUGUUGGAUUUGCUGGUGGUGCAACAGCUGCUGCUGCUGCUGCUGCUACUAAAAACUCAACAACAAUGACCACUAAGCAGGUAUACGAGACCGAAAUACUUUAACACAGCUAAAGCUAAAUUCCAUACAAGACGCACUUAGCACACACACACACACACACACACACACAUGGUUAAGAGUUGAAAGCAAACUAUAUUUCCAUAUAAACUUCAAUGUAUACGGCACAAUUGAAACGAACAACUUUCGUCUCUAUCACAAGCAUGCAUUAUGCUAUCUCUCUCUCACACACAAUACACUCACUCACUCUCUCUUUCUCUGCUAUGUUUGUGUUUGUGUGUGCGCGCUCUCUUUCUGUUUUUACAUUCCUUGACUUCAUUAAGUAAUUAAACAAUAUAAACUAAACUGCAUGUUCAUUAACAAAAAACGCGCGUCUAAGCAAAUAUAUUACAUGUCAAAUCUAAUUGUCGUACACACACACACACACAUACACGCAAGCUUUUGAUAGGUGUUCUAAGCUGUUUUGUUAUCUCAAUUUAUAAAAAAAAAAAACUUAAUGUGUAAAAGCAUGGCUAGAAUGUAACAACAAAUACAAACAAAUUAUAACAAAUGCAUGGCAACAACGCAAAUAAUCUUAUAAACAAAUGAAACUUAAUCAACAUUUAACAUAAGUGUAUAUGUAAAACACACACACUCACAUACAAAAAUUAAUAAUUGAACAUCAAACCCGCAAACAAGCAAACUCAAUUAUAUACUUGAGUGGCAUAUGAACAACUUUUUAAACUAUAUACAAUCCCAAACAUAUUAUAUGUCAGUAUGUUUUUUAUUAAGUAUUUAUUAUUAUUUAGUUGAUGUAGGACGUGAGACUGAUAGUUCUAUAUACUCGAAUAUAGCUCAUGAGAAACAAAUACCGAAUCCAUUUUUGCACCACAAAAUGCAUUAUAUAUUAUUGUUAACAUAUUAAAAAACAACAACUAUUUCGCUAAUUUUAUCACAAAAACCUUAAAGUAACUCACUUAAAAUCAAAGACAAAAUCAAAUCAAAUUUCGACUCUGUCAAAUAAUCAGCGCUAGGCUUGAUAAUUCACGAUGGGCGCUAAAUAUAAAAUAAGUUCUCACUCACCUGGC
This is a messenger RNA of Drosophila busckii, 4797 nucleotides long. RefSeq names its product coiled-coil domain-containing protein CG32809. Bases 199 to 3777 code for a protein of 1192 amino acids. The record is from RefSeq and is a predicted model, not a curated record. The transcript is spliced from 17 exons. Lineage: Eukaryota; Metazoa; Arthropoda; Insecta; Diptera; Drosophilidae. Gene Ontology annotation, cellular component: cytoplasm.